This is a messenger RNA of Choloepus didactylus (southern two-toed sloth), 4811 nucleotides long. It is a transcript of the gene CHRNA5, whose product is annotated as cholinergic receptor nicotinic alpha 5 subunit. NCBI's taxonomy places the organism in Eukaryota, Metazoa, Chordata, Mammalia, Pilosa, Megalonychidae. Gene Ontology annotation, cellular component: postsynaptic membrane; synapse; neuron projection. The record is from RefSeq and is a predicted model, not a curated record. The transcript is spliced from 6 exons. Gene Ontology annotation, molecular function: acetylcholine-gated monoatomic cation-selective channel activity; transmembrane signaling receptor activity. Gene Ontology annotation, biological process: chemical synaptic transmission; monoatomic ion transmembrane transport; signal transduction. Bases 138 to 1586 code for a protein of 482 amino acids.
UGCCUCGGAGCUGGAGUGGCUACUCCGGCCUGAGCUGAGGGCUGAGGGGCCCUUCCGCAGCGUUUCUCUCCCUCCGCGCCCACCCACAGCCUCUUUCCACCGCCCAAGCGUGCGCUUUCCGCCAGAGGCUCUUGGCGAUGGCGGCGCGGGGACCACCCGUCGGGCCGCCUCCAGAGUCCGGACCCGCGGUCCUCAGCUCCGGGCUCCGCUCGCUGCCCCUUCUCCUCCUCUUUCAGAUGGUCGUGGUGCUCUGGGGUCCGGCCACCGCGAGGGGCGGCCCUCCUGGAGGGUUUUCUGAACCAUCCUUUGUUGCAAAACAUGAAGAUAGUUUGUUUAAGGAUUUAUUUCGAGACUACGAAAGAUGGGUUCGUCCUGUGGAACACCUGAAUGACAAAAUAAAAAUAAAGUUUGGCCUUGCAAUAUCUCAAUUAGUGGAUGUGGAUGAGAAAAAUCAGUUAAUGACAACAAAUGUCUGGUUGAAACAGGAAUGGAUAGAUGUAAAGUUAAGAUGGAACCCUGAUGCCUAUGGUGGAAUAAAAGUUAUACGUGUCCCUUCAGACUCUCUCUGGACCCCAGACAUCGUUUUGUUUGAUAAUGCAGAUGGUCAUUUCGAAGGGGCCAGGACAAAAGUGGUUGUCAAGUACGAUGGCACCGUCACCUGGACCCCACCAGCAAACUACAAGAGCUCCUGCACCAUCGAUGUCACAUUCUUCCCAUUUGAUCUUCAAAACUGUUCUAUGAAAUUUGGUUCUUGGACUUACGAUGGAUCACAGGUUGAUAUAAUUUUAGAGGACCAACAUGUAGACAAGAGAGAUUUUUUUGAUAAUGGAGAGUGGGAAAUCUUGAGUGCAACAGGAAGUAAAGGAAACAGGACCGCUGGCUGUUGCUGGUAUGCACAUAUCACGUACUCGUUUGUAAUUAAGCGUCUGCCUCUCUUUUACACCUUGUUCCUUAUUAUCCCCUGUAUUGGGCUCUCGUUUUUAACUGUACUUGUCUUCUAUCUUCCUUCAAAUGAAGGCGAAAAAAUUAGUCUCUGCACAUCAGUACUUGUCUCUUUGACUGUCUUCCUUCUGGUAAUUGAAGAGAUCAUACCCUCAUCUUCAAAGGUGAUACCGCUGAUUGGAGAGUACCUGGUGUUUACUAUGAUUUUCGUGACACUCUCAAUUAUGGUGACAGUCUUUGCCAUCAACAUUCACCAUCGUUCCUCCUCGACACACAAUGCCAUGGCCCCUUGGGUUCGCAAGGUAUUUCUUCAUAAGCUUCCAAAACUGCUUUGUAUGAGAAGCCACGUAGAUCGGUACUCCGCUCAGAAAGAGGAAACUGGGAGCAUUAAUGGAGCAAAGCCCAGAAACACACUGGAAGCUGCACUUGACUCUAUUCGCUAUAUUACAAGGCACGUCGUGAAGGAGAAUGACGUCCGUGAGGUUGUUGAAGAUUGGAAAUUCAUAGCCCAGGUUCUGGAUCGGAUGUUUUUGUGGACUUUUCUUCUGGUUUCAAUUGUUGGAUCGCUUGGCCUUUUUGUUCCUGUUAUUUAUAAAUGGGCAAAUAUAAUAAUACCAGUUCAUACUGGAAAUGCAAAUGAGUAAUACUUCCCAAAGGGUUAUAGUAUGAAUUUAGUUACCACAAGACACAUAUAUCUUAUGACACCUUUUAUAAAAUUAUGAAAAUGUAAAUUGUGUUCAAAAUUUGAUGUAAAAAUCAAGGAAAAAAAAUUUGAUGCAAGCUUUUAGCAGAUUAAUAGUUGCGACGGUCAGUUUAUCUUAAUUAGAUCACCUGUUAGAACAUCUACCUGCAUGACUGAAGUAACAACUGACUAAAUAACUUUUGGUCUUCUAAAAAGAGCAGCAAAAUAUGACCAGAACUGUACUAGAGAAAAUUUAAUGUUUAUGUCCUGGCAAAUAAUACUAAUUUAUAUUCAGCAGUAAAGUUCACCAUUAAUUACACUGGAAAACUCCAGCUGAAGACUAAUUUUAAAUUUUUUUCUGUCUUUGGUAAAGAUAAUCUCUUGGACCUACAUUCAUGAUGAAACAGCUAAUCUUUAGUAUAAUAUACUGUUGUAUUAAAUAAGCUAAAUAUCAUACUUAGUAUGAUAUCAAUUUAAAGUGAUGCUGCUUUUCUAUAAACUUUUUUAAAAUAUGAAAAAUGGAAACUGACAACUCCUUUAAGGCUUACGUUAUUCUUUAGAUGCUCAAAAUAGUUGUAUUAACUAUUUUUACAGCUCUCCUUUCAAUAUAAAAUCAUACAAUAGACAACUCCUGUGGCCAUGCGGUAGCAUAUCCUUAACAUUAAUUUUAAUCCCCUUGUCCACAUUUUCCAUAAUCAAUAGAACCAUCUUCUAUAGAAAAUGUAACGUCUAUGUCCUUGAUUUUAGAAUAAUCCACUAGAAUUAUAUGAAUCCCAUUUUAAAACAUGUCUAUGGAUGCUACUAAAUCAUUCUAUGAGAAAACCAUCUUCUGAGAUAAAAAGAUGAUACUCUAAAAAGUAUAAGCACAUUGUUCCACACCUGUAAUGCUUCAGUUUUAUCUCUUUCAUUUCAAUAAUUACAAUAGGAUCUAUGCGUUGCAAAGGUCUUUAAGUGUAAUCUAGUCUUAGCCUAUUAGUAUUCAGUAUGGUGUAAUGCGGCACAGCUAAACAAGUUAAAUUUCAUCUCUAAGUGUCCCCCAUUCAGCCAUGACCACAAAGAAAAAACUGAUAGAAAUCUUACAUAUAACUUAGAACUCUUAGUUCUUAAGCAAAUACCUUAUUUAUUUGUAGUAAAUAACCCAUCUAAGUUCAAGUCAACACUUAGAAGGCAGAAGGACCCUGUUUAAUUUACAUUUUAUUGUAGUUAGGUGUUUAAAGCCAUUUUUGAGUGACAGUCUGGUUGAUACAUUUAAAUUGCCUAUUAGCUAUCUUAGCAUAUAUACAGCCAUAAUUAGUCAUAUAUCUAGAUCCCUUACUGUUACAUAAAAAUCUUUUAUAUACAUAAAUUUUAUAAAGAUCUUUCUUCCUCUUGACUUACUGAAACAUGAGUCACAGUGGGCUGCAAUUUUGUAAGUUUUAUUUUCUCAUAGGAAAAGCAUCAUGUGUAGUGAAAAGAUUAAAAUGCCCUCUGUCAGUGGUGACUGAGAGUCGGAAUGGCAUGGGUUACUAUCUUUCUUACUAAUUUGUCUAAAGUAGUGAUUCUCAACUGGAGGCAACUUUGUCCCCAAGGGGACAUUUGACAGUGUCUGGAGACAUGUUUGGUUAUCACAACUGGGGGGAGGCCAGGGAUGCUGCUGAGACACUACAAUGCACAGGACAGCCCCCAGAACAACUAAAUUAUCCAGCCCAAAAUGUCCCAGUGCCAAGGUUGAGAAACCCUGUUUUGAAGUUCAUUAAUAAUGAAUGUGUGGUUCAGCAGAAUUUCUAAUGGUAUAACUUAGAAUUAUGCAAGAUAAAUAGUUGAGCUCUCUGAAAUGGAAGCAUGACCCUUAAACUCGUGAAAAACAAACAAGAAAUGCAUGGUAAGAAAUGGUAACAGUGGGGGUACAGCUGAAAUAGUGUAAAACUUGAGAUCAUGGGCUACUUAAAAACCCAUUGGGAAAUCUGGUACAAUACUGAACCAAGUAAGGUUUCAGCGUUUCCAAACAGCAAGUUUUUCUAUCCAGUUAUGUCUCAACCACUAGGAAAAAGGGGACGGUGUGCGUACUUAGCCCAGUUUAACAUGUUCCAUAGCACAGCAUACUGUUUAUCCCCAUGAAAGUUAUAUUUUGACAUUUUUAUUCAUUUAUCUUGUCAAAACGGCCAGUUAAAUGUUCAUUUAUCCAUAAUAAAUACGCGGACAUUUUUCUUGCAUGAUUCUUUUUUGAACAAAUUCAAGACAACUGGGUAACAGGUAAACCUUGGAGCGUCAGAAACAAAGUCGGUGGCCUGAUGACAAACAGUGAGUUGCUGUUAUGGAGCAGCCCCUUCCCCACCCCGCCCCCCCACCCCUCGGGCAAGUGCACGGCUCGGUGCUUACACGUCAUCCCUGACCAUCAAGGGCUGCAGAAACAAUCCUGCUGUCCCUAAAAUGCACACCAGGAUGAAAACCCACAGGAAAAUUCGAUCAAUCACCAUGGCAACAUACUUCCAAUCAUCUUGAAUCUGAGAAAACAAAAACAAAAAAUCAUGAAUGAGGGGAAAAAAGCAUGAAUGGAAAAGUGAACUGAACACAUUUUCAAUGUUAAAUAUUCAAUAUGUUGCAGUGGAAGCCAUUUUGUCUCCAAUAUGCAAGAACUUUUUUUCUCUAAUUAAUGUAAUGUGAAGAAAUCUACCGUUCUUGUUUCUCUUGAUCCUGUGAAGAAACAGGUAUAAAAUAUUUUGUCAUGUUAACUUUGUUUCAAAUCAGAAAUGUCUUAAUGUAUAUGUAAACUUUUUUUCUAAAUUGAAUUUCAAUUUAUAAAGUUAGUAAAACCAAGCACUUGACUUAUACGCUAUGGAAUGAUUUGGGGCCUUUGUUAGAAUGGCUAAUACAAUCCAGCAUCAUUUUCCAUUGUUUACAAGUCCUAGUUCUUAUCCAGUUUUAGAUGUUAAUUUCCUUUUAACAUCUGUCCCCUUGUUUCAAAAAUGAAAUAAGCACAUCAGGGCAAGCCCAUUAUCACUCUUUCUCUCCCAGUGUCCCCUCUGCAUGCCCAACUGACCAAAUGUCAUCUUUAAUUAUUAAGCCCGAAAUACCAUGGACUAUAGAGUUAUAGAAGAGCUUGAAAAUCAUAAAUAGUUGCCAGCAGUAAAAUAAAAGGUGGACGGAGCAGCAAGACUAAUUCUACAUAAAAUAGUUUCAAUUUGUUUGAAAUAGGAAGAAUUGUUUA